Molecule: messenger RNA, 2055 nt
Organism: Miscanthus lutarioriparius
Lineage: Eukaryota; Viridiplantae; Streptophyta; Magnoliopsida; Poales; Poaceae
Source: the annotation of a GenBank genome assembly
AUGGAGAUGCACGGAGAGGAAUCGGAGUUCACAUUCAUCCAGCGGGAAAAGCUAGCUGCGCCAUGGUCUCUCGCCCUCGUCGGGUUUGGCAAGAGGCGGUGCCGUCGCUGGUCCGAGGAUCGAUUGAUCUUUGCUCGUUUCGUGCCUGGAUUUCGCAUCUGCGGUAGUGAGGUGGUGUCGAACGAGGCGCGAGCGAUGCACAACGUGGGGCUGGCGGGGCUCACGUUCUGGAGCCCCAACAUCAACAUCUUCCGCGACCCGCGGUGGGGCCGAGGGCAGGAGACCCCCGGCGAGGACCCGCUGCUCACCAGCAAGUACGCCGUCGGCUACGUCACCGGGCUGCAGAACGCCGGCGCCGGCGACAGCCUCAAGGUCGCCGCCUGCUGCAAGCACUACACCGCCUACGACGUCGACAACUGGAAGGGCGUCGAGCGCUACACCUUCAACGCCGUGGUGUCGCAGCAGGACCUGGACGACACGUUCCAGCCCCCGUUCAAGAGCUGCGUGGUGGACGGGAACGUGGCCAGCGUCAUGUGCUCCUACAACCAGGUCAACGGGAAGCCCACCUGUGCCGACAAGGAUCUCCUGUCAGGAGUCAUUAGAGGGGACUGGAAGCUCAACGGGUACAUUUCGUCAGACUGCGACUCGGUCGAUGUGCUGUACAACAACCAACACUACACCAAAACCCCCGAGGACGCAGCCGCCAUCUCGAUCAAAGCAGGGCUGGACCUGAACUGCGGCAACUUCCUGGCGCAGCACACGGUGGCGGCCGUGCAGGCCGGCAAGCUGUCGGAGUCCGACGUCGACCGGGCCAUCACCAACAACUUCGUCACGCUCAUGCGGCUGGGCUUCUUCGACGGCGACCCGCGGGAGCUGCCGUUCGGCAACCUUGGCCCCAGCGACGUGUGCACGUCCUCCAACCAGGAGCUGGCUCGCGAGGCCGCGCGCCAGGGCAUCGUGCUCCUCAAGAACAGCGGCGCGCUCCCGCUCUCCGCCAGCUCCAUCAAGUCAAUGGCCGUCAUUGGCCCCAAUGCCAAUGCCAGCUUCACCAUGAUCGGCAACUACGAAGGCACGCCGUGCAAGUACACGCCGCCGCUGCAGGGCCUGGGCGCGAACGUGGCCACCGUGUACCAGCCGGGGUGCACGAACGUGGGCUGCAGCGGCAACAGCCUGCAGCUCGACGCGGCCACCAAGGCCGCGGCCAGCGCUGACGUGACCGUGCUGGUCGUCGGCGCCGACCAGUCCAUCGAGCGCGAGAGCCUGGACCGGACGAGCCUCCUGCUGCCGGGCCAGCAGCCGCAGCUCGUGUCCGCGGUCGCCAACGCGUCCAGAGGCCCGUGCAUCCUCGUCGUCAUGUCAGGCGGCCCCUUCGAUAUCUCGUUCGCCAAGUCCAGCGACAAGAUCGCUGCGAUUCUCUGGGUCGGAUACCCCGGCGAAGCCGGCGGCGCUGCCAUCGCCGACGUCCUCUUCGGCUACCACAACCCAAGUGGAAGGUUGCCGGUGACGUGGUACCCCGAGUCGUUCACCAAGGUCCCGAUGACCGACAUGCGCAUGCGGCCGGACCCGUCGACGGGCUACCCCGGCCGGACGUACCGGUUCUACACGGGCGACACGGUGUACGCGUUCGGCGACGGGCUGAGCUACACCAGCUUCGCGCACCACCUGGUGUCGGCGCCGAAGCAGGUGGCCCUGCAGCUCGCGGAGGGCCACACGUGCCUGACCGAGCGCUGCCCGUCCGUGGAGGCCGAGGGCGCGCACUGCGAGGGCCUGGCGUUCGACGUGCACCUCCGGGUGCGGAACGCGGGCAAGAUGUCCGGCGGCCACACGGUGUUCCUGUUCUCGUCGCCGCCGGCGGUGCACAACGCGCCGGCGAAGCACCUGCUGGGGUUCGAGAAGGUGUCGCUGGAGCCCGGGCAGGCGGGCGUGGUGGCGUUCAAGGUGGACGUGUGCAAGGACCUCAGCGUCGUGGACGAGCUGGGUAACAGGAAGGUGGCGCUCGGCAGCCACACGCUGCACGUCGGGGACCUCAAGCACACGCUCAACUUGAGAGUUUGA